AUGACAUUUGGGCUGGAAAGGAUUUGGCGUCUCCCAGAUCAACACAACUUCUCAAGCCUGACUGAGUUUGUGCUCCUUGGCUUCCCCAGUGUGGGGCAUGUCAGGGGCUGGUUUUUUGUCUUGCUUCUGUUGGCAUACCUGUUUACCAUCGGUGGUAAUAUGCUCAUCUUCCUAGUCAUCCGACUGGAUGCAGCCCUCCACAAACCCAUGUACCACUUUGUCAGUGUUCUCUCUUUCUUGGAGCUGUGGUAUACAGCAACCACCAUCCCUAAGAUGCUAACUAACCUUCUGAGUGAGAAGAAGACCAUUUCUUUUGCAGGAUGCCUCCUUCAGACGUAUUUCUUCCACUCCUUAGGGGCCUCUGAAUGCUACCUUCUUACAGCCAUGGCCUAUGACCGAUACCUAGCCAUCUGCCGGCCCCUCCACUACCCUUCAAUAAUGACCACAGCACUCUGUGCAAAGAUGGCUGCUGGCUGCUGGACUUGUGGUUUCCUGUGUCCUAUUUCUGAGGUCAUUCUGGUCUCUCAGCUCCCCUUCUGUAACUAUAAUGAAAUCCCACACAUUUUCUGUGAUUUUCCACCUCUUUUGAGCCUGGCCUGCAAAGACACAUCCACUAACGUUCUGGUGGACUUUGCCGUCAAUGCCUUCAUCAUCCUCAUCACUUUCCUCUUUAUCAUGGCUUCUUAUGGGAGAAUUAUUGGUGCUGUGCUGAAGAUAAAAACAGCAGCAGGAAGAAGAAAGGCCUUCUCCACAUGUGCCUCACAUCUCAUUGUGGUCCUCAUCUUUUUCGGGAGCAUCAUCUUCAUGUAUGUCCGACUAAAGAAGAGCUAUUCACUGACUCUUGACAGGACUCUAGCUGUAGUGUACUCUGUAUUAACACCUUUGGCAAAUCCCAUUAUCUAUAGUCUUCGAAACAAGGAACUCAUUCAAGCCAUCAAGAGGACCUUCUUCAAGAAGGGGGAGAAAGCUAGCCCAACUCACCAUUGA
Messenger RNA from Acomys russatus (golden spiny mouse), 987 nucleotides. RefSeq names its product olfactory receptor 6N2. Gene Ontology annotation, cellular component: membrane. NCBI's taxonomy places the organism in Eukaryota, Metazoa, Chordata, Mammalia, Rodentia, Muridae. The transcript has 2 exons. Bases 1 to 987 code for a protein of 328 amino acids. Gene Ontology annotation, molecular function: olfactory receptor activity; G protein-coupled receptor activity. Gene Ontology annotation, biological process: G protein-coupled receptor signaling pathway. The record is from RefSeq and is a predicted model, not a curated record.